AUGGGAGAUACUGACCCAACUAUCACUGAAGAAGUGGUGCUUCAGGCAUAUGUCCUCAGCGAGGAUACGCCCAGAGAGCCGCUGGAAAAUGAGGGUGGAACGAUUUGUAACCCAUUUUUGAUCAGGAACAUGGGGUGUGCAAAGUGGCUCAAGAUACCACAAAGUCGACUGAUUGAGGAGGAUGACCCAAAGUAUAAGACCAACAUUCUCGGAAUUCGAAAUUCUGGAGAGUUGUCUGGCCUUAUCAACCACGGGCGAACGUGUUAUGCCAACUCCACUCUCCAGUCAUGGUUUCACAACCCGAUCUUUCGACGGGCAAUUUUGUCCAUAGCAGCUGAAACUGAGAACCCGGGCAAGAAAGUUAUCCUGGCCUUGCAGAAGAUGUUUGCUCGUCUUAAAUUCUCCAUUUUCAAAGCCAUCGAUCCCGCAGAACUGUACGCAACACUGGAUAUGAAUCAGACCGAUGAGCAUGACGCACAGGAAUUUGCACUCAAACUCACCGACUUUUUGAGUGAGAGUGACGCCACUCUGAGGACCAUUUUCGACACCAAUCUCAACGGUUCCCUCCAGUACGAGCGGAAAUGCUUGAGCUGUCAGGAGACUGCCGUAGUUAAGGAGAACUACUCCAUCAUCCGUCUCAACCCUUGCGACAGUCUGCAGCAAGCCUUGGGGGAAAAGCUGGAGGAGGAAAAGUUGGAGUAUCGUUGCGAAAGUUGUGAGUUGGGGGUGGAGGCGAGUCGCACACUGCAGUUUCUCACCUUCCCACCCGUCCUCCAGUUUGAGGUCAACCGCUAUCGGUACUGUCCCACGGCCCAGAGAAACAUAAAGAUCCAGAGCUCCUUCAACUUCCCCGACGUGAUUGACUUUACGCCAUACCUGGAACUCAAGGAGGGAGACUCGACAGAGAAUAACAAAUACACUGCAUUCGCUGCCUUAGUCCACACUGGGUCAAGAGCUGACUGCGGUCACUUUGUCAUGCAAGUUUGA
This is a messenger RNA of Folsomia candida, 987 nucleotides long. RefSeq names its product ubiquitin carboxyl-terminal hydrolase 26. The record is from RefSeq and is a predicted model, not a curated record. The transcript is spliced from 3 exons. Gene Ontology annotation, biological process: protein deubiquitination. The coding region runs from base 1 to 987 and encodes 328 amino acids. Gene Ontology annotation, cellular component: nucleus; cytosol. Lineage: Eukaryota; Metazoa; Arthropoda; Collembola; Entomobryomorpha; Isotomidae. Gene Ontology annotation, molecular function: cysteine-type endopeptidase activity; cysteine-type deubiquitinase activity.